Messenger RNA from Nelumbo nucifera (sacred lotus), 963 nucleotides. RefSeq names its product cation/H(+) antiporter 15-like. Lineage: Eukaryota; Viridiplantae; Streptophyta; Magnoliopsida; Proteales; Nelumbonaceae. Gene Ontology annotation, molecular function: antiporter activity. Gene Ontology annotation, cellular component: membrane; endomembrane system. The record is from RefSeq and is a predicted model, not a curated record. Gene Ontology annotation, biological process: regulation of pH; proton transmembrane transport.
AUGGACACGAUUUUUCCAAAGAGAGAAAUGCUCGUUGUGAAUGUAUUGUCUACGCUAGCAGCAAUCUACUUUGUGUUCUUGAUUCCUGUGAAAAUGAACAAAAAUAUGAUACGAUGGCCUCCCAAGAAUGCCUUAAAAAUUGGUAUGACAUGUUUUCUAGUUCCUUUUAUGAUCACUGCUUCCAUUGGUUUCUACCUAAGUGGGGAGAUUUCCCGCCCUGGGCAAAGAUUUUUCUUUAUCUUUAUGGCUGCAUGUUUGUCUAUCACACCCUUGCCUGUUCUUGCUUACACCAUAAGUGAGUACAAUCUAGUCAAUUCUGAGUUGGGGAGGCUUGCAUUAUCGUCUUCAGUGGUUAAUGACAUAAUGGGAUAUUUCUUCAUAGCAGUGUUCAUUGUUGUAAAUCAAACCACCACAAGGAACUCAUUGCUUGCAUUGAUGUCCUUGAUUGCUGUGGUGAUUUUUGUUUUCUAUAUGUUACGGCCCGGCAUAUUGUGGAUUAAUAGGACAACAUCAAAGGGGAGAGCAAUCGAUCAGAUUGUCAUUGUGCUUGUAUUGCUUGGAGUAUUAAUCUUUGCAACAAUUGGAGAUAUCAUAGGUGCAGCUGCUGUUGAUUUGCCGCUUCUGCUAGGCUUGGCUAUACCUGAAGGCUCACCCCUUGGCAUAGCCCUUGCUGAAACCAUUGAUACCAUGCUUGAGGACUUUCUUCUUCCUUUCUUCUACAUUCGACUUGGGUUGAGUGUUGAUGUUUACCAAAUCAAUGACACGAGAAAAUUUCUAGUGCUUCAAUCCCUUUUUAUCACUGGAUACAUAGCCAAGUUGGUAUCAACUAUGAUACCAUCCUUUUUCUGUGGCUUCAACCUUAGACACGCAUUGUCCCUUGGUCUUAUGAUGAAUAUCAGAGGCAUAGUUGAGAUGCUUAUCUUCACAACUUGGAAAACAAAUAGGGUACGUAAUGAUAAAUGA